Messenger RNA from Trichoderma harzianum CBS 226.95, 944 nucleotides. RefSeq lists its product as hypothetical. NCBI's taxonomy places the organism in Eukaryota, Fungi, Ascomycota, Sordariomycetes, Hypocreales, Hypocreaceae. The record is from RefSeq and is a predicted model, not a curated record. The transcript has a single exon. Bases 152 to 856 code for a protein of 234 amino acids.
GAGUCGAUUGGGCUAUAUAAACCAAGACUGUCACCCAUCAGUUUCCGUCUCUUCUCCUAUCUCCUCUGACUAUCAUCUCAAAGUAUCAUAGUGACUCUCGAAAUCUCACCAGUAAAGGAUACUUAUUGUAUCACAGAUUACAACCUCAAUCAUGUGCCUAACAACUGGCAAUUCCUCGUCUACUGAGCGGGCCACCUUGAGCGCCGCUGCCAGAGCUGUGGUGCCGAACCAUCCCGCUGCCCAAGAGGCCCUCGAAGUUGCUCUCAAGUCGCUUUCGCCAUCUCUCUUCAACCACAGCCUCCGCCUGUACAUCUACGCCCAAGCGCUGCUCAACUCGUCGUCAGCUGGGCUGCCCGGUUCCUUUGAAGCCUUCAAGGGGGUUUCAGUUGAGCCUCACGUUCUCUUCGUUGCUUGUAUCUACCAUGAUCUAAGCACAGUGGAGAAGUAUGACGGCAAUCCCAAGCGCUUUGAGAUUGUUUCCGCCGAUGAAGCAGUGCAACUACUACUUAAGCACGGCGAAAGCGAAUCGGUCGCCAGGGAAGCCUGGCUCGCCAUGUCACUACACACCACACCCCAUAUUCCGGAGAAUCUUGGAGGAGCCGUACAGGCACUCCGGCUGGGAAUAAGGACCGAGUUCCGGUGGUACGAGCUGGCGAAAGAGGCGCUCACAGAGGAGCAGUGGAGGGUUGUCAAGGAAGACUUGCCUCGUCUUGAGAUUGAGAAAGAUCUAUCUGAUGCAGUUGUUCGACAGGCGUUGGCGACUGAGGAAAAGGCACCAAUAAUGACAUGGGCAGGAGAGCUGUUGAAGUGGAAGAAGGCGAACCCUGAUUACCAGGGCACCAACCAAGCAUUUUGAGUUGAGGACGGCUGUAGACGAUUUGUGAAUAGUUGAGAGCAAUUACGGCGUACAUAGUAUAAUUAAAGAAAACUUCGGGUACCUGCAU